Molecule: messenger RNA, 7877 nt
Organism: Paralichthys olivaceus (Japanese flounder)
Lineage: Eukaryota; Metazoa; Chordata; Actinopteri; Pleuronectiformes; Paralichthyidae
Source: RefSeq, a predicted model, not a curated record
CAAGAAAAAAUGGCAGUAUUAUUAUGUAAAAUUAUGCUUAUGAAAACACAGGUCUGCCUCUCUCCCGUGCUCACCUUCACCUGGCAAGCAUGACUCAACUUCACAUUUCCCCACAGAGGGUGAAAGGCAGUUUUAUUGAAGCCAGGUGUGUACCCACGUCCUGUCUGAUAAUGUUUCUGGACAGAAUUCCUCAAGCAGAUCAUAACAUGGUCCAAGUCUUCAGCAGAUGUAGAAAUCAACAUGAAACAAUUGUGACCUGUGUUUUGUUUAUUUUCAGCCUAUUUAAAUUGAAAGAUAGAGGCUCUGAGGGAAAUAUGAAAAUAUGAACCAGCUGCACUGAAAAUAAGAUUUUCUUAGAUGGAGAAAUGAGGUUGACUCUUUAUGAGGUUCUAAUGAAAAUUAGAUUUCUAGGUCAUCGAAAUCUAAAUGAGCUGUGAUCACCUUGCAUUUUUACGGCAAAAUACAAAUCACUGAUCACCACGGCGGCUUACAGUAUGUGGAGCGCCAGGGUCGAAGCCGCAGCCGCCCGACAAAACUCCCUCUCCUGCCAAAUGGUGUCAUGAAUCAUGUAACAGAAAAGUGCAGCAAGGAAAAAAACCACACACUCACAAUUGAGGAGAGGUUCUUGGUUUGGAAAAAGUGCUUUGGCUCUGUACGCACCAGCAGCAGCAGAAGCUUGACCACUCGCUGCUGCUGCUGCUCAGGCCAGCGUGUUAUCCUGCAGGGGCCGGUCGGAGGGAGGGUGGAGUGGUGGGGGUCUCUGCCUGUACUUCCAUGUUCCUUUUGAUGCUUGGUAGUAUUACUGUAAAAUGAGUCCUCUUUCAUUGGUUGAAUAGGCCGGACUGCCUACUGUGACAGUGCGUGAGGCCUCUCAUGCCCCAAAAGGGAAGGCAGCAAUGCAUCUCUAAACAGAAAAGCCAAAAUAAGGCGGGCGACUUCAUAACCUUGAGAAGAGGAAGAGAAAGAAAAGAGGAAGACGAUGAGCUGAGUUCUGCGUGCACAUGAUAUUAAGUUGAUGUGAUUAGUGUCUUCUUGCACAGACUCCGAGUCAGUGGGGAUCUGUAGUCCACGCCUGGUUUUGGCUGCGGCCCGCUGCUCAGACGGCUCCUGCACACAGCGGCAGCGGCUCCGCUCCUCCACUGCGCUGGCGCUGUUUACUGGAAGCUGCCCGCUCCUCCACCAACAGCCUGAGCACCGCGAGCGGGGUCUUCUCCACAGGCGAGCCGCCGCUGAGCUCCAAACUUCACCCAGUCUCACCCAGUCACAGGAGCCAGGAGGAGAGCAGCGUUCGGCGGCUAGAAAAGUAGCGAGGGGGUCAGUCCUCUACCCCCGGCACCAGACACUAAAACAGCCACUCUUUUAACCCUCUUUCAGUCACUCUUGUUGUUUUUUUCCCUUUUGUAUUUAUCCUCCUGGGUCUUCCCCUCUUGUUUGUUGCUUCUUCUUCGGGAGUGAGAGCGCACACAGGCGGGAGAGCCAGGGCGCACGAGCCGCUCUCAGGGCGCAUGAGGUGUUGGGACUGAGCGCACAGCAGAGCAGAACCUGGCCGGCCAUGGAGGCGUGUGUCCCGGGCAGGGGAAUGUGAGGCUCCGGGGCUGAGUUUGUUCUGUUUUGGGGGGACCUGCCUGCCUGAUAGCCCGAGCCUGUGUCCCAGAUCGAGGGGAGCAUGCCUCAGACCUGCAGACUCUCCGCUGCAGAGGAGUUCCCAUCAGACAGUCUUUCCACAAUCUGACAUUUAAUUUUUUUCCACAUUUCCUCUACAUGCACUGACUUACAUUUUUUUAAAUCCUUCUUUGGCUUCACUGAAUUAAAGGUGAGAGGAUCAACGAUGAGCAUCUCUGAGUGCGGUCGGCUUGGACUUUUUUAACCAGAACCUUUUUAGUCACAACGCAAACCUGCCACAAACCAUCAACGCCAGGCGCCAUGGCGUGCUCCCUGUGGAAACUACACACCUUCUGCUGGUUCCUCAUCACACUAGCCCAAGUGCACUCCACAGAGGGGUUCAGUCGAGCCGCCCUGCCAUUCGGCUUAGUGCGGAGAGAGCUGUCUUGCGAGGGUUACCCCAUCGAUCUGCGGUGUCCGGGAAGUGACGUCAUAAUGAUCGAAAGUGCCAACUACGGCCGGACAGACGACAAGAUCUGUGACGCCGACCCUUUCCAGAUGGAGAACGUCAACUGCUAUCUUCCAGAUGCCUACAAGAUUAUGUCGCAAAGAUGCAACAAUCGGACCCAGUGCAUUGUGAUCACGGGUUCAGAUGUCUUCCCUGACCCCUGUCCAGGGACCUACAAGUACCUGGAGGUCCAGUAUGAGUGUGUGCCCUACAAAGUGGAGCAAAAAGUUUUUAUUUGUCCUGGGACUCUGAAAGCUGUCGGUGAGCCUUCCUUUAUAUUUGAAGCGGAGCAACAAGCUGGCGCCUGGUGCAAAGACCCACUGCAAGCCGGCGACAAAAUCUACUUCAUGCCCUGGACUCCUUAUAGGACAGACACUCUCAUUGAGUAUUCCUCCCUGGAUGACUACCAAAACGCCCGGCAAACCGUUACCUACAAGCUGCCCCACCGGGUGGAUGGGACCGGAUUCGUGGUCUACGAUGGUGCUGUGUUUUUCAACAAGGAACGUACGCGCAACAUCGUGAAGUUUGACCUGCGAACUCGUAUCAAAAGCGGCGAGGCGAUCAUCAAUAACGCAAACUACCACGACACGUCGCCCUACAAGUGGGGCGGCAAAACAGACAUUGAUCUGGCGGUCGACGAGAACGGGCUGUGGGUGAUCUACGCCACGGAGCAGAACAAUGGCAUGAUGGUGAUCAGCCAGUUGAACCCCUACACGUUACGUUUCGAGGCUACCUGGGACACGGCCUAUGAUAAGCGCUCAGCCUCCAAUGCCUUCAUGGUUUGUGGAGUACUGUACGUGGUCCGCUCCACCUAUGAAGACAAUGAGAGCGAGGUCAGCAAGAGCCUGAUCGAUUACAUAUACAACACCAAACAGAACCGUGGGGAAUACGUUGAUAUCCACUUUCCCAACCAGUACCAGUACAUUGCAGCUGUGGAUUAUAAUCCGCGAGAUAACCAGCUCUAUGUGUGGAAUAAUUUUUACAUCCUGAGGUACAAUCUGGAGUUUGGCUCACCUGAUCCAGCACAUGCUCCACCACAGUCAGAAGUCACCAUGUCCCCGCAGCCUCAGAGAACCACCACCACCACCACCACCACCACCACGGCGCACCGGGGCGUGGCAAACACCACCACCACAACAGGGCUGAAGGAGGGCAGCAGGGGAGCGCCCAAGCCGCCUCCCGUGAUCCCGCAGACGACUUCCCCUCCACCUCUGGAGUCUUUCCCUUUACCCGAGCGUUUCUGCGAAGCCACAGAGAAGAGAGACAUAAUGUGGCCUCAGACCCAGAGGGGCAUGCUGGUGGAGCGACCUUGCCCCAAGGGAACACGAGGCACAGCGUCUUAUUUAUGUGUCCUCUCCACCGGGGCCUGGCACCCGAAGGGCCCUGAUCUCAGCAACUGUACCUCCCACUGGGUCAACCAAGUCGCCCAGAAGAUUCGCAGUGGUGAAAAUGCAGCUAACUUGGCCAACGAGUUAGCCAAGCACACCAAGGGCCCCAUCUUCGCCGGGGACGUCAGCUCGUCCGUGCGCCUCAUGGAGCAGCUGGUGGACAUCCUGGACGCUCAGCUGCAGGAGCUGAGGCCCAGCGAGAAGGAUUCUGCGGGGCGGAGCUUCAACAAGCUUCAAAAACGAGAAAGGACAUGCAGGGCAUACAUGAAGGCCAUUGUGGACACAGUCGAUAACCUUCUGCGACCAGAAGCCUUGAAGUCCUGGCAAGACAUGAACAGCACGGAACAAACGCACGCGGCCACCAUGUUGUUGGACACUCUGGAGGAGGGGGCGUUCGUCCUCGCCGACAACCUCAUGGAGCCCGCCUUCGUCAAAGUUCCUGCAGACAACAUAAUCCUGGAUGUGUACGUGCUCACCACAGACGGCCAAGUUCAGGAUUUUAAAUUCCCACAAUCCAGCAAGGGGGGCGUCUCAAUCCAGCUCUCGGCCAACACUGUCAAGCUCAACAGCCGGAAUGGAGUUGCCAAGCUGGUGUUUGUCCUCUACAAGAACCUGGGCCAGUUCCUCAGCACAGAGAACGCCACCAUUAAGAUGGCCAACGAGGCUUAUGGCCGCAAUGUGUCAGUGGCAGUCAACUCCGACAUCAUCGCCGCCUCAAUCAACAAAGAGUCCAGCCGCGUAUUCAUUAACGACCCGGUGAUUUUUACCCUGGAGCACAUUGAUAUGGAGCACUACUUCAACUCCAAUUGCUCCUUCUGGAAUUACUCUGAGAGGAGCAUGAUGGGAUACUGGUCCACCCAAGGCUGCAAACUCCUGGAUUCCAAUAAAACACACACCACCUGCUCCUGCAGCCAUCUCACCAACUUUGCCAUCCUCAUGGCACACCGUGAAAUCUCAGUUAACGACAGGGUCCACGAGUUGCUUCUCACCGUCAUCACUCGCGUCGGGAUCGUGGUGUCUCUCGUCUGCCUGACCAUCAGCAUCUUCACCUUCUGCUUCUUCCGGGGCCUGCAGAGCGAUCGCAACACCAUCCACAAGAACCUGUGCAUUAAUCUCUUCAUCGCCGAGUUAAUAUUCCUAAUUUGUAUCGAUAUGACGGAACCCAGGAUCGGCUGUGCCAUCAUCGCCGGGAUCCUUCACUUCUUCUUCCUGGCCUCCUUCUCCUGGAUGUGUCUUGAGGGGGUCCAGCUGUACCUCAUGCUCGUGGAGGUCUUCGAGAGCGAAUACUCCCGGAAGAAGUACUACUACGUGUCUGGUUACCUGUUCCCUGCUAUCGUAGUCGGGGUGUCAGCGGCCAUCGACUACCAGAGCUACGGGACAGAGAAAGCGUGCUGGCUAAGUGUGGAUAAUCAUUUCAUAUGGAGUUUUAUUGGACCUGUCACCUUUAUCAUCAUGCUCAAUCUCAUCUUCCUGGUCAUCACAAUGUACAAGAUGGUGAAGCACUCUACCACCCUGAAACCAGACUCGAGCCGACUGGAGAAUAUAAAUAAUUAUCGCGUUUGUGACGGCUACUAUAAUACAGAUUUGCCUGGAUCCUGGGUCAUGGGUGCGUUCGCCCUCCUGUUUUUGCUGGGCCUGACGUGGUCCUUCGGCCUCUUCUUCAUCAACGAGGCUUCGAUCGUCAUGGCGUACCUCUUCACCAUAUUCAACACCUUUCAAGGAAUGUUCAUCUUCAUCUUCCACUGCCUCCUGCAGAAGAAAGUCCGCAAAGAGUACAGCAAGUGCUUCCGCCACACGUACUGCUGCGGUGGGCUGCCGACCGAGAGCUCACACGGUUCUGCAAAGACUUCCACCACACGGACCAGCGCACGCUACUCCUCCGGUACACAGAGUCGUAUCAGGAGAAUGUGGAAUGACACCGUAAGAAAGCAAUCCGAGUCCUCGUUUAUCUCAGGUGACAUCAACAGCACCUCCACCCUUAACCAAGGAAUGACCGGGAAUUAUCUACUAACAAAUCCUCUUCUCCGACCACAAGGCACUAACAACCCUUAUAACACCUUGCUGGCUGAGACAGUCGUGUGUAACAACCCCACGGCUCCAGUGUUUAACUCGCCAGUGACCUACAGAGAGACAAGGCACUCGCUGAACAGUGCGGUGAGGGAUACAAGUGCAAUGGAUACUCUACCGCUAAAUGGUAACUUUAAUAAUAGCUACUCGCUCCGCAAUGGUGACUUUGGCGACAGUGUGCAGGUAGUAGACUGUGGCCUCAGUCUGGACGAUGCUGCCUUCGAGAAAAUGAUCAUCUCCGAGCUAGUACACAACAACCUGCGUGCCUGUAACAAAAGCCACCAACAGCAGCAGCACCCAAGUUUACACCACCCGCCCCACCACCAGCAGCCUCCGCAGUACCACCACCACCAUCACCACGUGGAGCGGGCUCCGCCCAAGGUGACGGUCAUAGGGGGCAGCAGCAGCGAAGACGACGCCAUCGUAGCCGACGCUCCGUCUUUGGUGCACACGCGUGACACAGUGGGCCUCAAGCUGCACCAUCAGCAGGAGCUGGAGGCACCGCUCAUCCCCCAGCGGACUCACUCUCUUCUGUACGCACCCCAGAAGAAGGUGAGGACCGACGGGGGAGUUGACACCUUUGUCAGCGAGCUGACACCCACCAACCCUGACGAUAGUCUGCAGUCCCCAAACAGAGACUCCUUGUACACUAGUAUGCCUAAUCUUAGGGACUCGCCUUAUCCAGAGAGCAGCCCCGACGUGGUGGAGGACCUGUCGCCGUCUAAGAGGAGCGAGAAUGAUGACAUUUACUACAAGAGCAUGCCUAACUUAGGGGCCGGACACCAGCUCCAGGCCUAUUACCAGAUAGGCCGAGGGAGCAGUGAUGGUUACAUUAUUCCUAUUACUAAAGACGGCUGCAUCCCUGAAGGCGACGUGCGGGAAGGACAGAUGCAGUUAGUGACAAGCCUUUAAAUGUAUUCAAAUCAUCCCCAAACCUCUUCCUGCACUUUUGCAGCCCCCUUCCUCCUGGAGGACACGCUAGGGAAGGAAAGAGAAGCGAGGGGAAGAGAAGAGUUUGUUUUAUGUUUGAGGAGAAGUCUAGAAUCCCCGUCACUCACGUCAGCUAUUUAGAAACCUUCCCUUCCCCCCAUCUCCAUCGUCAUCUCCUUUCCCCCAUAAACGCGCCACUGUUCCCACCAUCCUCGCAGACCAACAGACUUGGCGCACAGCGAUUGCAUUGCAGAGUUUUAAUGAGACUGUACAUAAAAUACAGAGUCAGAUUUCAAUUUUAAAGACACAAGCCAACUAUGUAUUUAAAUGUGCUGCUGCUGUUGAAUUAUUGAGAAAAAUUUAAGGUACGAAAAAAAUAAAAGAACAAAAAAAAGAAGGAAUAAUUACCAUCUCCAUCAGAUCAGCAGUUGACCCGGUCUAAUUGUUGUACAUACACUCCCAAACAUCCUCGUUAAAUCCAGUUUUUUUGUUUGUUUGUUUUUUAUUGUGAACAAAACAACACCCCUGGACCAGGACCCGGACAAUAUUUGUGAAACUUUCCUUAUCGGUCUGUUAGAAAAGGAAUUGAAGGUCCUGGAGUCGUUCACCAUGAAGUUUGGAUUGUAUAACCACUAGCAAUCAAGCCCCUGGCCUUAUAUUUUCUCAACUGUACAUUGAACUGUUGUCAAGGAAAAUGGCUGAAAUAUAUAUUUUGUUGUAUUGCUAGUGUAAAAUAAAAAUUCAUGGGAAAAAACGUAAAUAUGAAGAAACCUUUUAAUUGCAAAAUUUUACGUUUGAGAGACUAUUGUGUAGAAGUUGCACAUAUGUUAUACAGUGUGUUUAUGGUUCCCACACUUCAUUCAUGGUAGUACAGUUGAUCAUAAGAAGCUUCUGAAAAGAGUGGAGGAGUCGACAGAUUUCAAAGAUGCAUCACCACAGUUUUUCACUUGUGAACAGUGUUUUUUGCUUAAUGAGUUCCAUUGAUACCACCCAUCGCAAUAUGUUUAUUCAGCAUUACUUUAGUAGAAUGGGGGGACGCAGACCCCCCCCCAGUGAAAGUGAUUUAUGCAUUGCACAGUUUUUUUGUGUAAUUUUGAAUGAAAUAGAUCUUUUUAAACAGUCACGGCAGAGUGAUGGGAGAAGCAGCAGCGAGUUUCUAUCAUAAAUGUGGUUCUUCUGCCUGGUUAUGGACAUUUAAUUUAUUUAAAACUUUCCAAAAGAUAAGUGGGAAAUGUGUGAAUAUUUUCCAGCACUGGUAUACAUGCUGUACUGUAGCUCAUGUUUUUUUAUGUAAACAUGUUACCAAGGGGCUCAUCACUUAAGACUGAUGUAAAGUUCAACACUUGUUUAACAAAUAAAUAAAUGUGAGAUUUUUUGUCAAA